This is a messenger RNA of Paramecium tetraurelia, 1935 nucleotides long. RefSeq lists its product as uncharacterized. The transcript is spliced from 3 exons. Gene Ontology annotation, molecular function: GTP binding. Lineage: Eukaryota; Ciliophora; Oligohymenophorea; Peniculida; Parameciidae. The record is from RefSeq and is a predicted model, not a curated record.
AUGUCUUCUUUGUUUAAGGAAGUGCCACUCCAGAAAGUGAUUGCAAACAAGGCAUAAAAAAUAGCCAUUCUUGUAAUGAUGUUAAAAGAUAUACAAAAGGAAGAGGAGGAAAUUUUGAAAUAAUUUAACAAAAUGACUAAAGAUGCUCGAACGAUCAAUGAAUUGUAUGAGAUUAUGGAAAUGAUUAACUAUGAAAUGAGUGUGAGAAAUGAUGACAAAAUGAUGAUCUUAGAUGAAAUCACUCAUCAAGAAGAGUUGUUAUUGACAGAGUCGGCGAGUCUAUAGAAACAUAUCAAUAGCAUAUCCAAAGACCUGGAGACAUCAGAGAAAUUCUAAUAAACAAGAUCUUUACGUUAAACUGGGAGAUUCCUAUAAUUCAAUCACAAUAAUCACAAUUUGAAUGUUGAGACCAAAAUACUAUAAUCAAAUAUAAUUACAAGUUACGAUUUUGAAGAGUAAUCAAAGUUGAAUGACAAAAUCCAAGAUAACAUAUUCAAUGACCCAAUCAAAUAUAAUACACAAGAGGGAAUCGAUGAAACAUAAGUUUAUGAUUGGAUACUUGACAUAGAUCUUAUAAACAACGUUCAAUAAGGGUGGACAGUCUAUAUUAGCAAGUAGUUCUAGGCAAACAAAGAGUUGGUUGGAUUAUCUAAUAGCGAUAACAAGGCUCAAAUAAAAUGGGAAGGAGCCACAGUUGCAGUAGUAGGAUUGUAUGAUAAGGGUAAAACGUUUGUCUUGAACAAUCUAACUUAAUCUAAUUUGCCAUCUGGAAAAAAGGUAACAACCAAAGGAAUUUCAUUUAAACAUGUUGAUGUCGAUUCAGGUACUCAAUUAAUUUUGGUUGAUACUGCUGGAAGCUACUCUCCUGUCAAAAUUCAGUCAGCCAUGAGUAUUGUGGAAAAAGAGGCUACUGAACAUUUCAUCAUUGAUUUAGUGUUUGAGUUGAGUGACUAUUUCAUAUGCGUUGUAAAUGACUUUACUUCACUUGAUCAGAGAUAUCUGGAUAGAUUAUCAAGGUAUAUUUAGAAUAGUUCGAAAACAUUCAGAGAAAUAAUUGUUGUUCACAAUUUGAAGGAAGUUGAAACUGCUGAGAUAUUACAGCAUGUUUGGACAACCUAAGUGACUUAGAUAUAUUCAACUGGUGGAUCUAUCCAAAGAACUAAGGUUGCAGCCACUAAUCCAAGAAUAAAUGAAUUGUAAGAAAAACAUGUUCUAUGGUUUAAAACCCAAUACACUAGACAUGUUUGUUUAGUUAGUGAUGACAGUCAAUUAGGAUUGGAUGUGAAUCCUUGGGUCUUUUCAUUGUUGAAGUACUGGCUAAAAGCAGUCUUUGUUCCAGUUAAUCGACAAUUCUCUGUUUGUGAAAAUAUCCUCCAAUAUGCAACUAGUAAACUUACACAGUAUUUCAAAAGAGAAGUCAAUGUUAAAUUGAUAGAUACUGAUAACUAAUUUGUUAAGAAAAUCGUGUAAAUGGAGGCUGAUCUAUAGGAUGGAGAACUUAAGAUACCUUAGACAAACAUUGAUCAAUCUGGACUCAUUUUAGCCAGACCUGAUUCGUUUGCUCCUGCUACUGAUAUCAUAGCUAAUGACAAAUACAUUAUCUAUAUGGAUGUACCUGGAAUCAAUGAAGAGGAUAUUGAAAUGUAUAGAUAGAAUGUAGUUACAAUUGUUAAGGGUAAUAGAAAAAAACCUUAUUAAGAGGAACAAAGUGAUCACAUUAAGAAAUAGGAGAGAAAAUAUGGAGAAUUCACUCUAAGUUUUAGGAUUCCUGAAAAUUUUGAAAGGAAAUGGAAACAUUUUGGAAUUGAAAAUGGAGUAUUGAAAAUUGUUUAUGAAAAAGAUAAAGAUGAUAUCAUUCCGAGCAAAUUUGUUAAUUAAGCAGAAUGAAAGAUUAUUUUGUUUUAGACAUUCUGGUUUAUAUUUAAAUUAGUUUGA